Amphibalanus amphitrite is the source of this 5134-nucleotide messenger RNA. RefSeq lists its product as uncharacterized. NCBI's taxonomy places the organism in Eukaryota, Metazoa, Arthropoda, Thecostraca, Balanomorpha, Balanidae. The transcript is spliced from 7 exons. The coding region runs from base 489 to 1250 and encodes 253 amino acids. The record is from RefSeq and is a predicted model, not a curated record.
UAUAUCUUCAGGCGGCAGGCGCAAGCUGCAGUGUCACCAUUGCGGCAGUCGUCCAACAUACCAGCGCUUGGAGAUGUGCGGUACAGCAUAGCUACAGGCGCACGCCGUAGUGCCAUCUAGCGGCGGCUCAAAAGUAUAGUAGCUUCACGACAAUUCUUAGCUACAAGACUAAACGGACAAUACGACAACUUAGCGAACAAGGAAGUCCGGCAGCGUACGUGCCUGGGUGUCGGUAUCGUCGGUAUUGGACGGGAGCUCGCCUUUGGUUCGACAGCUGGCCGGGUUCUGCCUUUGACCGCCGAGUGGCGCCACCGUCUGCCCGUCGACCGUCCUCGUGGGUCCGCCGAUCCGGCGACAGUGUACGGUGAAGUGCCGCCGUCGCCGGGCACACCUCUGCCCCAGUUUGGUACUCCAGAGUGUACCGUGGUCUGGCUGCGUCCGCGGCCUUCUGAGAGUCCAGCACAGGAGGGUCCUAGCGACGGUGCAGCAUGGCUCGGCCGUCCGAUGUGCCCGCCGCCGCCGCCGCCGCCGCCACUAUGCUGGCUAUCUUCCUGUGUAGUACAGGGGCUGUGGCUGCCGGUGACACGGCCUGUGACCGCGAGACCAUGCACCGGUGCACCUCUCCACUGCGAGUGCUCACAGACAACAGAGACCUGGGCUUCGCUGCCUCCCGGCGCGAGCUGGCCAGGAUGUGUCCGACUCUGAUGGAGGGAAUGGAGUGUUUCGACAAUUUCACUGCCGACUGUCUGGAGCCCCACCAGCGGUCGUAUUUUCUGACGCUGUACACGGGCACCCGGCUCGUCAUCUCGGACCUGUGCGCCGAGGGCGGCUACCAGUCAGAGUACCUGCUGCACGCGCCGUGCAUGCGCACCGUGCAGCGCGGCUACGAGGUGUGUGCCGACGAGUAUCUCUCGCAGAUGGACAGGAUUGGCCCGGGCGCCACCGACGACAGCGGCGAACACUCGUCGGCACACCAGAUCCGCAAACUCUGCUGUUCUUUCAAGAGCUACCUGCACUGCUCACAGCAGGCCGUAGUACACAAGUGCGGCAUCGGCACUUCAAACUUCACCAAAAACUUUUUAGAGCGGCUGGCGGGACCACUGGUGGCGACCCACUGUUCGGGCUUCAUUCACGGCUCAGAGGUGUGCAGGAGCGGCGCCGGCUCGGUGCGGGCGCUCCUCGCCGGCUGGAUGACCGUCCUGCCGGCCAGCGGUCUGCUGCUGCUACUCGGCAGACUGGCCACAGCGUAAUGCGCGCUCCGCUGCCGCUACCGCCGCCGCCGCCGCCGCUGCCGCUGCCGCUGCUGCUGCCACCGCCGCUGCCGCCGCUGCCGCUGUCGCUGCUGCCGCUGCCGCUGCUGCACUGCUGCCGCUGCCACCGCUGCUGCCACCGCUGCUCAGCGCAGCGCGGUACAUACCGUCAACAAUGCAGCGGACAGAGCUCAGUCAUGACGUCUGAAUUAUCAGACAGUGUAAUUGGACAUCAGCACUGCAGUGGCACAGAGCGACCAGCCGCUCACCAAGACAGUGCUAUCGGGGAAAUCUAUAAGACAGUACAUUUACUCAUCAUUUACUGCCGAUAGUUUCGUUUUGUUCGUUUCAGGAAUCAUGUCAUUUGUUAACACCAGCUCGCGCCCCGCAGCAUAUACUGAACGACAAGAAAAGAAAAUUAUUUAGUACGGUUUGGUCUGAAAAUGCCUAUUGUUCAAGCAAACAUUCAUAUUAUACAUAAUCUGCUAGCUGGCAGGAAGUAUCAUUUAUAUUCAUGCGUAUAAAUGGUAUUGUCGUUCAUAUAGUAUUUUCGGAUACUUAUUGAGCAGACAAUCAUAGCUUUUUAUUAGCUAAAACAGUGAAGUUUUGUCUGAGGUAAGGCAGCAUUGCCUGAUUGUCAGACAGCACGACCAGCCAGUGUAACAGGGUAGCAUUAAUGGGACUCAAACAUAAAAAAGAUAUUUUCAACGUGACAUCGAACAAUGUUUAUCACCAUUUCUGAAAUGCUUCGAAAAUGGUGAUAAAAUCUUAAGAAAACAUUACCGAUUGCUGAUGGUGAAUGCAGUGUGCGUGGUACUUGUUUUAUUAGAAAUCCGCGGUCCAUGAGAUAGGUAUGGAUUAAUUAUUUUUGUGCAAUCUGUAGGCAUGACUAAUGAGUAAUGACUAUACUCUCUAUAUAAAAAUGUCUAUACUCACAUGUGAUCGUAACGGUGAGAGACUGACUGAAUUGUGAGCGGGUUUUCCCCGUUUACCUUGAAAUGCCGGUGUGAGGUGUGGUGUGUCCCAUAUCUUUGACAGCACAGGGUACCUAUGUCAUUCGUAUGGUGUAUGUGUCUGGAAGUCAAAUUGAAAAUAUAUUUGACAUUCCAUUACUUUCAAGGAAUGACGAUACACGACGGAUAUUGUUAUGUGCUCAAACAACGGCAAGCGGACGAAUUAUUAUUCCCUUACGACGUCGUUCACUGCGCGCUAUAGCUUUGAAUGUGUAUUCGGUAUUUACCUAACUAGUUGCGCAAAAUAUAAAUUGUAUGAGCCGUGGAAAUGGAGAUUAGACAAUGGAGACGAAUUCCUCCAUUCUUUUGUUACUUACUACUUACUUUUCAACUACGCAUACUCCGCUGCACAAACCGUGGGACCCAAUCGUAAUGCUGGUCUCCCGACACUUUUUGGACUGUCUGUCCUGUCCCGUUAUCCACUUGUGGGAGCUGUAAGAAUGCCUUUACUUCCAUAACUCACCAGGCGACCCCAUAAGUACUCGUAGUGUAUGUCUCAGGCAUGUAUGAUCAUCACGUAUUUAUCAAUUUCCUAAAAACGCUGCAAUAAGAUUUAAAAAAAAAAUAUAGAAAAGCAUUGAAAAAAUUCAGACAUGUUGCGGUAUGGCUUCUAGGGCAAAAAUUUCAAUUGUUCUUGAUGAUAACAAUGAAUCUUAAAAUCCACAACCUUAAGCGAUUUAUAUAUAAAAUGAUUGUGAUAACCAAGCAAACACCCAAACCCAUGUCCGUCCAGUAGCUCAAUUGCUAGCUUGUUGUACUCUUAGUGUAAAGAGCCCGGGUUCGAGUCGCUCUGGCGCUCGAUAGACAUACGAGGGGGUAUCGAAAAGUUCUGAUCAUCACAUAGAAGAUAUAGACCGAUUUUGAUGAUUUUUGGUUGGUAGUAUAUUUGGUUCUUAAGAACAAUGUUCCCGCAAAGAAAAUCCUGAGAAGUGGUUUUAUCUUAUGUAGGAGAGACUUAGAAGUAAAAAAGAUGAGUAUUGGGCCCAUUGAGGACCGAACCGUCAACCAACUAAUGCAUUUGAAACGGUAUCACACUGAGAAAAUACAUCAAGAACGUGCAGUUAGUUUAUGGCGAGGAAAGCCCAUCUCAUGCACUUACCGAAAAUGGAGAAAUAAUUUUCAACUUGGUUGCAUGGCCCUUGCAGGGGAGUCAAGAAGUGAGUGACUACCAGUGACUGACAAGGUGGUGACUGUGAAGGAAGUGGAGGACCUCAUCCUUACAGAUCGUCGUGUGACCUUUCAGAUGAUUGUGCAACAGAAAGGUCUCAAUGCUGGAAGCGCCUGAAAAUAUUAUCAGCGAAGAACUACAGACGAUAAAGGAGUCAGCCCGCUUAGAAGUUCGUGUGUCUACUUUGUUCAAGAGAAAAACGCGUCUCGGCCUUUCGAACUGAAAACUAGGCCUUUUUUAGGAAAUUGAAGACACCUUCGAUCAUUUGAUGACUUGUGACGAAUGCUGGAUCUAUGUGUAUGAUCCGGAGAUAAAAAGAUGAUCAAGAAGUUUAAGCACGGCACAUCUGUCCUUAAAAGGCGAAGAUGCAGAAGCCGAUAUGGAAGGUCAAUGCUGUCAGUGAUCUGGAUCUGGCGUAGGAUAGUCAUUGCCGACUGUCUUGAUGAUGGUCGGAUAAUGAUAAGCAAGUACUACUGCACACUUUUGAAGACGUUGUGAGAUGGCCUCAAGCAGAAUCGCCGCAAAAAUCUCAAGAAUGAUGUUUUAUCCGCACUGACAGCGCCCCCGCCCAGUCGUCCUGAGCUGCGAUUGAAGAAACAACAUGAAGUGGACAUUAAAUCCUACCGCAUCUAAGAAAUUCACCUGCCCGGGUAUUAACUGACUCUUGAUUGUUACGGGAGAUGAAGAAUCCACAGUAUGGCCGGUGACUUAAGAACAGAAAUGACGUCAUUGAUCAGGUGGAGCAGUGAUUUACGGGUCAGUGCGAGGGUCCUACAAUGACCACCUGAGGCAGCUCAAGAAACGAUGCAAUAAGUUUGCGGUCGUGUUUGGUGACUUGUAAAGGAGCAAUGAACAUCAUGUAAAAAAAUCAAAUUUCUAUCUCAUCUUAUUCAUGGUGAUGAUCAGAACUUUUCGAUACCCCCUCGUAUACGAACUCCAGACGGAGAAGGCCUGAGAUUGGUCGGAGCAGCUGCAGCCAGUUCAAAUCAGGGGAGGUAUGGACCGUGUCCGGCUCUGAUGGGCACGCUAAACAUCAAAAUCCUCCCGAUCUCUUAUCAUUGUCCGAUCGAACUGUAUGGGUCUGGGCCUGUGAAACAAGCUCUGCUCAGCGUGAGUUCGGCCUCUGCUAAGCCGCUCCUUCAAAUAUUUGAGCUAAAUGUAUGAUUUAUUAAAAACUGGUGACUGGUGGGACAACCAAAAGCUUCCUUAUCAUAGGUAUUCAGAGCCGGACUAUUCUUCCUAUGUGAAACAUACUUUAUAAACUACUGUAUUACUGAUAAGUGGUCUAUGAUGCAAUUUAUUAAAACUCGUUAUCAUCUUCUAUUCGAUCAAGAAGAGAUCCAAUUUAAUCAUAAAUUUGUCAUUCUGCCAGCACGCAUGUGCAAGUGAGGCAGUCUGAGCUAGGGGAAAAUCUAUCAGCCGGAUUAACUGUGUUCAUAUUCAUUGGCUGCUAUUUAGAUGUGAUGUAUGCGUCCAAUAGCUGGUUUAGUUGAAAAGGAUGUAUUUAUGUGCAGGUCCGCAAGUAUGUUAUCAGUGGAUGACUACACGGGAUGAGAAUGUGCUCAAUGCGGUGUGUUCGAACCCGUAACACUUGUGACGUACGAUGAGUUGUGGCAGUAUCGACACCAGAUUGCCGGCACACCAUAAUUAUUGGAAUUUGGUGUGGUGUUCGAGAAAUAUACUUCAUAUUUUAGUGGCAUAAA